AUGAUGUUUUCCAGGCUUAGUGACUACGGAGUUGCAGAAAUAACAUGGGAAAAUGGUCAGCCAGCCAUGCAUGGCCUUGGAAGGGCUAAUGAAACACUAGAAUCCAUUGUUCAUCAAGCCACAACAUGUUACAACCAAAGUCAAAAUCAAGAAAUUGACCUACAACAAAGUCAAAGUUUGCCAAGAUCGCGUAAUCUGAGCUCUAAUGUUGCAUCUUCCAGUGGGAAAUGGGGCGAUAGUGCAGGCCAGAGUUACCUCAAGAAACGGCCACGAUCAUCUGCGAUUUUCCAUGAUGAAUGUGUAAGAAAUUUGGGGACUGCAACUUUACAAGAAGAUAAUAUCAGCAAUGGGGCUACCAUAAAUUCGAAACAUAAUGACACAACAAUGAUGACAUGGCCUUCAUUCGACUCACCGAAUCAGAGCUUGAAGAGCAAAAACACAGACGAUGAUUCUGCUUGUCAAUAUGGAUCGGAAAAUCAAGAAGAAGAAUGCAGGAAUGAGGGUGAAACAGUUCGAUCUCAAUCAAGUAGGCGAAGCAGAGCUGCUGCUAUUCAUAACCAGACCGAACGGCGACGACGAGAAAGGAUCAACCAGAAGAUGAAAGCUCUGCAGAAGCUGGUGCCUAAUGCUAAUAAGACGGAUAAAGCUUCGAUGUUGGAUGAAGUGAUCGAUUACUUAAAGAAGCUACAAGCACAAGUGCAAUUGAUGAAGAACAUGCCAAUUUCACCACCACAAAUGAUGAUACAAUUGCAGCAACAACAACAACAGCAGCAGCAACAGCAGCUUCAAAUGUCUAUGCUAACUCGAAUGGGAAUGGGAUUCGGCCUUCAAAUGGGGAUGCCCGGAGUUAUGCCUCCGCCAGCUCAUCAUCCAUUCAUGGUCCCACAAACCAUGAUCAGUCCCACCCAUGUAGGCACCACGUCACAAACAAUCCCCACUCGGCCGUCCACCAACGCCACAGUUCCGUUCAGCGAUCCACACAGCACAAUUCUAGCACAACAUAUGAACUUGGAUAUGUACAACAUGGCAGCGUUCUACCGGCAACAAGUUAACCAGGGGAAAUCAAUCGGCACGAGCUCGUCUAAAUCGAACCAUAUCCGAGGAGAAUGAUGAAGAAAAGCAUCUUCUAGUUACUGUUACUGUUAACAAAUAUAUACUUACAAUUAAGCAUGCAUUACUGUGUUGAUCAUGUAAGCACUAUUUUUUAUGUAUUUGUUGCUAGUAUCAAUUGUGCUGGUUUGUUAUAAUAAA
Messenger RNA from Cynara cardunculus var. scolymus (artichoke), 1251 nucleotides. RefSeq names its product transcription factor PIF7. Gene Ontology annotation, cellular component: nucleus. Gene Ontology annotation, molecular function: protein dimerization activity. The transcript is spliced from 6 exons. The record is from RefSeq and is a predicted model, not a curated record. Bases 1 to 1110 code for a protein of 369 amino acids. NCBI's taxonomy places the organism in Eukaryota, Viridiplantae, Streptophyta, Magnoliopsida, Asterales, Asteraceae.